UUUUUAAAAAUGAAAGUUUUAUUAUUGAUUUUCCAUUUAAUGCAUGACAAAAAUACACCAACUAUUAUAAAUAGAGGGGAAAAACCAUUCUAGUGUCAUUCGAAAAUGAAGACGUUUAUGAUUAUAUGCUUUUUCUUAACUAUCGCAUUCUCUUACGGAGAAAUUGAUUAUGAUGAUAUCGAUGAUGGUGCUGACACUGAAGAUAUUUUCUCUAACUCAUCAAAUGAGCUAGAAAACGACUCAGAAGAAGAAAACGACAAAGAAGACAUCGAAAUCCAAAAUGAUAUUCAGGCAGAUCCUGCCACAUAUAUCUUGCCAAAGGAAUCAAAAUGGUCAAAGUUAAAAAGAAGAGUAAAAAAGUUUAACAACAAACUUAAGAACAAAUGGAGAAAAUAUUGGCUCAGAAGAAAACUCAAAAAGGCUCUUAAAAAAGGGUCGAUAAAAAUCUAAUUUUUUCAA
Hydra vulgaris (swiftwater hydra) is the source of this 459-nucleotide messenger RNA. RefSeq lists its product as uncharacterized. The record is from RefSeq and is a predicted model, not a curated record. Lineage: Eukaryota; Metazoa; Cnidaria; Hydrozoa; Anthoathecata; Hydridae.